UAGCUGUCCGUGAACGGUUCCCAAGACAAACCAACGGAGAAAAAAAGAUAUUUACAUAAAUGAAACUACUCUGAAUUGUUACCCCGGCCUUGUGCUCGGGAGAAAAAAAAAAUAUGCACGAAAGACAAAUAUCUGAACAGAGAAAGCUAUUUAUGGCCACUACAACUCUGGGAAAAGUAACGCUGAGGCUAAAAACAGCAGUGUGGGAAGGGCAGAGCUGCAGCCCGCGCCAAACCUCCGCCAGCAGCCCCGGACAGCGCCCACCUCUCGCUGCAGCUCCAGCCGCGGGCCUCGCACCGGAGCAGCGGUUCCACGCUUCCCCGCCAACACUCCCAGCGCAAACAAACCGGGAUUCUCCGGCACCCGGAGGGACAUUUAGAUGGUGCCACAGGCUUCAGAGGCAUUUGGAGAGCGAAAUACCGAACAGCGGGCGGCGAGGACGCGCCAAACGCAAGGAACCGCGGCCGGCGAAAAGCACCGCCGCCUGCGGGUCCGGGCUGCAGAGCACCAGCUCGGCUCGCGCAGCCCCCGCGACAGCUCCAUGCCCCGGCAGGACGCACCUCAUGGGCCUCGCCGGAGCCCCGCCUGCCGCCGUGGCCGAGCCGAACGCGGCGGCGGCGCCCGAAGGGGCGCGGGACUGCGGAGCGCCGAGCGCCGGGAGCGGCACCGCCGGCCGCGCCAAUCGCCACUUCCGGCUCGCGCCGCCCGCCUCCGGUCCGGGCCGUCACGUGGCCGCGGCGGGGUUGCCCGGCAACGCGGCGUACACACGGCGGUGCGGCCGCCGGCCAUGGCGGCGGGGCUCGGGCUGCCGCGUCGGAGGCGGCGGCUGGCGCGUGAGUGGAGCCUCGCGGCAUCACACAGAUUUGAAGAAAAUAACAUUCUAGAUGGAUGUUUUCUUCCAAAUGACGUAGAUCUCCGUCAGGUAAUUGUAUUGCCAAGAGCAGAGUGGGAAAGGAUGCAGGAGGGCCUCGGCAGCAUGAGCAGAGAGGCAGCACGCGUCCUCGCUGAGAGGAAAGAGCGACAAGAAAUGCACUUACGCUCCAAGGCGGCUGUCAGAGACUGGACGAACACCAUUAUGGGCCAGGCACAAAGGAAACUGAAAGCCAAAAAACUCCGUGAAGAAAAGCAAGAGGAAGAAAGAAAGUUACUUGAUUUGGAAGAAGCAAAAUUCCAAGCAGCAAAAUGGAAGGAGGCCAUCGAUAAAGCAAAAACUUAUCUGUACCACCAGAACGAAAGAGUGAAAGGGCUGCAUAGCGCACUUCUACUUGCUGAGGUCCUAAAGGAAAGGGAUGCUCAAAUUGAAUUUAAAAAGUUAAAGUCAGAUGUUAACAAAAAGAAGGAAGAAGAAAUAGAACGUCGGUGUAAAGAAGCUCUUCUCAGAGAGGAAGAAAAGGUACAUCAGCGUUAUAUGAAUCGACUGGCACUAAGCAGAGAUCAGCUGGAACAAAUAAAGGAGCGCAAGCAUCAAGCAGAUCUUGCCAAGCUGGAAGACAAAAGAGAAGGAGAAGAAAUACAGAGAUUGAGCCAACUGUACCAAUUAGAACUUCUGAGAAAGAUGGAAAAGGAACAGGAGAAAAAAGUUGAACGCCAGAGGCUGUAUCAUGAACACGUAGCUAACCAGAAAAUAAUCAAAGCAGUGGAGAAACAAAAGCAAAUGGAAGAAGACAAUCGGAUUAGAGCUCAGUUUAAAGCAAAGCAAACUAUUGCCAAGCUGAUGAAAGAGAAAGAAGCUGAAUUGCGUAGAAUAACACAGGAACACCGGGAUAAAAUUGUUAGGCAAUUAGCUGCCCAAAUGAGUGAAGUACUGAAGAUGGAAGACAAGCGUAUUGCUAGAGAAAUUGCAAAAAAAGAAGCUGCACAAGAAAAAGAACAGAAAGAGAAAGAAGCAAAAAAAAAGGCUGCCAUUGAGUCUAUUGCUGAACACAGAGCCACUGUGAUGAAGAUGAAAUUGGAGAAGGAGAGAGAGGAAAAAGCAGAAAGUAAAAAAGAACUUCAAGCAUUGCUGGAAAAGAACCAGAUCUAUCUGGAAUCAGAAAAAGCCAAGAAACAAAGACAACGUGAUGCAAGCAUAGAAGUACAGAAAAUUCAGAUCCAGCAAAUGGCAGAAAAGAAGGCAAAAGAACAGCAGGAGAAGCAAGCAGACUUGGACUACAAUGCUCAGAAAGAGCUUAUUGCGCUCCAUAAAGAACAUGAAUUCCAGAAGUAUGCAAAGCAAGUAAUUGAAUCGGUGUCCACGACUACACAUCAUCUCUAUCCUCUCCUGAAAGCUUCCAAAGAAAUAACAGGACUUGGAGGUGGCCCAUUUUCCAGAGGAAGUGAAGGAACAAAUCCUGGUUUUCAAGCACAGGAUGUUGCUGAGACCCAAUUACCUUGUUGUAGCAGUACUACUGCUGAAGAAGUUAAAACUAAGAAAGAACACUGAGACUAUCCAGCAAGGAAAGCCAGUAGUAGUUUUUAUGUGGUUAAACAAACAAAAACUUCUUGAACCUUGAAUUCAGUCAAAACUAUAAAUGGAUCUACAUUAAAUAUAUGCUAUGAAUCUGUCCAUUUGAGAAAAUAAAUUCCACAGAAUUGAGUAUGUUCUAAAAAAA
Molecule: messenger RNA, 2591 nt
Organism: Gallus gallus (chicken)
Lineage: Eukaryota; Metazoa; Chordata; Aves; Galliformes; Phasianidae
Gene: CCDC173L
Product: coiled-coil domain-containing protein 173-like
Exons: 9
Coding region: 380-2422 (680 amino acids)
Source: RefSeq, a predicted model, not a curated record